Molecule: messenger RNA, 1100 nt
Organism: Tetranychus urticae (two-spotted spider mite)
Lineage: Eukaryota; Metazoa; Arthropoda; Arachnida; Trombidiformes; Tetranychidae
Source: RefSeq, a predicted model, not a curated record
UACAUCUAUGUGUCCAUGAGUGAGGGUAUUGAGUAUAUUCAUAGCAAGAGGCUGGUAAAAAUUUUAUUUCAUCCAAUGGUAAACAUUUUAGGAGGAGUUUAAGCCCAAAAUAAUAUGGAUGAGCACAAUGUUAACUGAGUCUAAACUAGAUUCUGUGAAUGGUUAACAAUCAAUUGUUGUAGUCAUUUUAUGUCAACUAAACACAACACAUAUUAAUAAAGUUGAACAUUUUCUAAGUCAGUUGACUUGCUUGUUAUAAACCAAUGUUAUCACUUGAUUAUUAAACUUUUAUAGCUUUCAUCUUAACUAAUCUAGUCUAAUGUUUAACUAUAAACAAAUAUUAUAAGUUAUACUGUAAAUUGUGUUAUUUAAUAACAAGUCAACGAUAAUUUUGUUUCCUUUAAUUAGUUCUUGUUUUUGGUUUCAAUUUUAACUAAUCAUUUUUCACUCCUCCUCAAUGUUUCCAUUUCAUUUGUGAGUGUUAAUGUUUCCUCGAGUGUCAAUCUGUACAUCAUAUCAAGUAACCCGUUGUGGGUUUCCAUAAUUGAUUUUAAUUGUCGCCAUUAACAGUUAAAUAAUUGUUGUGAGCCAUGCCAACAAACGAAACUGUGCAAAGUGAUACAACAACCAAUUAUACGGUUUCAUCGACCAUCAGAAACAGUGAAGUACGAACUGUAAUGCUUUAUGGUGUGCCUAUUAUUGCAUUAAUUAUGGACGGAGUUGAACGCCUUUGUUUAGCCCAAAUAUCUAAUACAUUAUUGAAAAAUUUCAGUUACAAUGAGAUUCACAAUAGGAGAGUCGCACUUGGCAUCACUUGUAUCCAAUGUACACCAGUCCAGUUGGAGUUGUUACGUAGAGCUGGAGCCAUGCCGGUCUCAUCUCGACGCUGUGGUAUGAUAACUAAACGUGAAGCUGAGCGACUUUGUAAAUCAUUUCUAGCUGAAACUCAACCUCCUAAAUUGCCGGAAAAUUUUGCAUUCGAUAUUUAUCACCAUUGUUCUUGGGGCUGUAAAGGUAGUUUCAUGCCAUCUCGGUACAACAGUUCAAGGUAAACGAAUCUAUUGCCUUUAAAUAUCUUUGAUGUUAACACCUUUUCUUUC